GAAUGCAAACAAACUGCCUCGCGGCUCCGAAUCCGUUGUCGUUGUCUCGCCGUCGGCCCGAUUGGAUGAUGGCUUCAAUGGAGCCCCAGGAGCUUGAAAUCACGUUGAAAUACAUCCAAGUGGGCGCGGCUUGUGCCCGAUCGGCAGAGGGUCACGGUAAGGUUCAGGCCCAGGAGAGAUUGUACCCGACGAGGGCGUGUCGGAGUUGCCUGUAUCUGGUAGGCGACGAAGUGCAUCUCGUGCCUCAUGCAGGUGUAAGCAGCAAGUGCAAGGGCAGGAUACGAUUGCAUGGCCACGGCACAGCGGCGAAGACGGCCCCUUUUUUUCUUUCUUUUUUUUUCCUUCACUCAACAAUCUGUCAUCCAACGGCCCCAACAAAGCUGAAAAUCCCACAUGUCUACGGGGCCCAAUAUCCAUCCGCCGCACGAGGCUCGGAAGCCACGGUGGGUUUCCCUUAA
Messenger RNA from Colletotrichum destructivum, 458 nucleotides. RefSeq lists its product as uncharacterized. The transcript has a single exon. The record is from RefSeq and is a predicted model, not a curated record. The coding region runs from base 3 to 458 and encodes 151 amino acids. NCBI's taxonomy places the organism in Eukaryota, Fungi, Ascomycota, Sordariomycetes, Glomerellales, Glomerellaceae.